AAACACGUUACAACCGCAAUCUCAGGUACCAUCUUUGCCCGAAAAAGACUCACCUCUUGAACACUCACCAGCGCACACAGAAAAACCCCGCGUCUCUCUCUCUAUCUAUAUUUUAUGUCUCUCUAGAUUUCUCUUCCAAUCAAAUCACUCAAACUUAAAUGAAAGGUAAUUAAUAGAUCAAAUCUUGCCAAUGCUGGAUCUGUUGACACCUCUUCAUGUUUCAACCGACGAAGUAUCAAGGAUGAGACCUCCUCUCGUUCCACUUGCGACAUUGAUUGGACGUGAGCUUAGGAACGAGAAGAUUGAGAAACCUUACGUGAAGUAUGGACAAGCUGCUUUAGCAAAGAAAGGAGAGGAUUACUUUCUCAUAAAACCCGACUGCCAGAGGGUUCCUGGGGAUCUGUCGACAUCAUUUUCCGUGUUUGCGAUCUUUGAUGGACAUAAUGGGAUAUCAGCUGCUAUCUUUGCAAAGGAGCGGUUAUUGGACAAUGUCUUGAGUGCAAUUCCUCAAGACAUCAGUAGGGAAGAGUGGCUUCAAGCGCUUCCUCGAGCACUUGUUGCUGGUUUUGUGAAAACUGACAUAGAAUUCCAGCAGGGAGGGGAGACUUCCGGGACAACUGUGACAUUUGUCAUAAUUGAUGGGUGGACUGUGACUGUUGCUUCUGUGGGGGAUUCACGAUGCAUAUUGGACAGCCAGGGGGGUGUGGUUUCUCUCUUGACAGUUGAUCACAGGCUAGAAGAAAAUGUAGAAGAGAGGGAGCGUGUAACUGCAAGUGGGGGUGAAGUAGGAAGGCUAAAUGUUUUUGGGGGCAACGAGGUCGGUCCUCUGCGUUGUUGGCCAGGUGGAUUAUGUCUUUCUAGGUCAAUUGGCGACACGGAUGUUGGAGAGUUCAUUGUUCCAAUACCCCAUGUCAAGCAAGUGAAACUUUCAAAUUUUGGUGGAAGACUCAUCAUCGCUUCUGAUGGUAUCUGGGAUGCUUUAUCUUCUGAUAUGGCUGCCAAGUCUUGUAGGGGUUUACCUGCAGAGCUUGCUGCAAAGUUGGUUGUUAAGGAGGCAUUGAGAUCAAGGGGCCUGAAGGAUGAUACGACUUGCCUUGUUGUUGAUAUCAUCCCAUCUGACAUUCUUUUCUUACCUCCAAUACCCAGGAAGAAGCACAAUAUGUUCAGUUCGCUUCUUUUUGGAAAGAAAGUUCUGAGCUCUGUGAGCAAAUCAACAAAUAAGCUUUCUGCUGUUGGUGUGGUGGAGGAACUGUUUGAAGAGGGUUCAGCUGUUCUUGCAGAAAGAUUAGGUAAGGAUUUCCCCGUGAACACCAACUCUGGGAUGCACAGAUGUGCUGUCUGCCAAGUGGAUCAAACCCCAGCUGACGGUUUAUCAGUCAACUCGGGCUCUUUCUUCUCACAUGGGUCAAAGCCAUGUGAUGGCCCCUUCCUCUGCAGUAACUGUCGGAAAAAGAAAGAUGCUAUGGAAGGCAAAAGGCCAGGUAGACCCACAGUGAUUGCAUAGCAACCUACCUAUCCGGUAACAGAGUAAAUAUUUGACAUAUUUUUUGCAUGCUUGGCUUUAUUUUCCGGUACUGAUUGUAAAAGAUUUGUAAGAAAUGAGGUAGAAAUACAGGAAGUAGGUGUUUUUGUCUUUCAAUUGUUUGUAUUGAUUGUGGUUUUUGCCCGGCUUCUGUACUAACUGACAGAAGACAGAAAUGCUGUCUGAUAGAUAUGUUUGUGAUAGUUUGAUUGCUAACAGUUUGAAUUUGUAAGUAAAAAUGAAGGCUGCAUAGUUAAAUGUUC
Molecule: messenger RNA, 1785 nt
Organism: Populus nigra (black poplar)
Lineage: Eukaryota; Viridiplantae; Streptophyta; Magnoliopsida; Malpighiales; Salicaceae
Product: probable protein phosphatase 2C 5
Exons: 9
Coding region: 191-1504 (437 amino acids)
Biological process (GO): protein dephosphorylation
Molecular function (GO): protein serine/threonine phosphatase activity
Source: RefSeq, a predicted model, not a curated record